AUGUCCAAAGAAGCUUUCCCUGGAGUAAAUGAUAAGAAUAUACCUAAACGAAUAUCAACUGCUCUAACCAAACAACCAUUUACUAAUGUGGUUCCUAAAAGCGAACUGCCUUAUUUGAUUGACCCCAGUAGACAUUCUGUAUUUUCAUUGACUUCUUGUCACGACAUAUUGGACCCUGCUCCUGAGUUUUUAUAUAAUCACUAUCCCCAUAGAAUUGAAUUAGAAGCUGUCAACAAUGUUUUAAAUGAGCAUGAAAAUAAUUUAAAAUUUAAAAAACCAAACUUAAAAUUAGAACCCAAAACAGGUAUUGAGAAAGAGGAAGAGGAAAAUGUAGAUUUAUUUGAUGGCCUUUCAGAUUUAGCCAAGAGAUCCAUCACGGAUAUUGUGGAAUUGGAUCAAAUUAUACAAACAAAAGAAACUAAUGUAUCCAACAUUAUUAUCACUGAAACCAAUAACAAAAAACAUAAAACAGAAGAUAUGGGAAUGGAAGUGGAAACAUCUAAAAAACAUCAUAGUAAUUCAAGUGAAAAUUUACCCAAUGAUAGUAUUUCUAAGAUAGAUUUCGAUAUUCAAAAGCCAAAUAGUGUUGAAGGUUUGAAAACGCAGUUUAUUGAAAAGUUUGUAAAGCUAUCCCAAAUUUGCGUCAAAAAAGACUUUAACAAUUUAACUUUUUGGAUCAAACUUAGCAAUCACGACAACGUUAUUACAACAAUGGGAUAUUUGGAUGAUUUAAAGUUGUUAAUAUCUGAGGCUUUGAAUAACGAGGCUUAUAAAAAUUUGAUUUCCGAAAAGUGCACAAAUAACUUAUUCGAAAUAUUAUUGACUUGUUCCAACAACCUAGAAGUUAUUGAGAGAAAUUCUGCUUUUGUGGAAUACAACAAUAUAGCUUUUGUUUCAUCAACUAUUAUUUUUUUGAGUUUUCAACUUGGCAUAAGUAAUAAAAAAUUGUAUUUAAAAGAUUUCAUCGUCAGACCUAUAGAUUGUUUUGCAAAAUUUAUCAAAGAUGUACUAGAGAAAGAUGAUUAUUCCCCUACUUUUGAAGAUUUGUCAUUUUUUAAAUUAAGCCUUCUUUCUUUCUACGAUUAUCUGAAAAAGGGCUGCGAGUUUGAUGAACCCAUUAUAAGCAAGAUUGUUUAUGGAUUUGUAGAACUUUUUUCAAAAAAUAGUUAUAUUUUAAAGUUCACAACUAACAGUGCUAAAUCACAGAGUUGUUGGGAUUCUAUAAAAUUCAUAACUUCAGAUAUUUUGACCAGCCUAUUUAAAAAUUUCCCCACCCAAAGAGAAUUUAUUAUUGACAACAUAACUCCAUAUAUAGAUGCAUUGCCCUCAACUAGAUCCCAGAAAAAGUUAUUAUGUGUUAAUUCAUCCACUGGCCCAAUAUAUAUUACCCAUUUCACUUACACAAUUAUGUGCUUAUUACAAUCUUCAUCUAUAAGCCCUAGUAUGGUACACGGUGUCAACUUUGAUCAGACUGCUUUUCAUGAACUGGAAUUAGCUGAACAAGAAUGGUUAUCCAACUUAGAUAUGUGGGUAGAGAGGAUUACAAGUGCAAUUUUGGCAAAAGUUUUUGACAAUAUUGGUGAUCUUAAGCCAUGCAUAGAACAAUACACAAAUGAUUUAAUGGAAAGUUUAUUUUGUCCAGAUUUCCCCGUGUGUGAAUGGCUGGCAACAAAUUUGUUUCGGAAAUGUUUAUAUGUUUUUAAUCCUUCUGAAAAUCAUCCUGUUAAUAUUGAGGCAAGUGCAUUGGGCCUUUUAAGUAUUAUAGGCUCCAAGAUAUUAGAUAUCAGGCUUAAAUCACAAGAACACAACGAUAUUGGUUCGCAUAUUUCUUUAAUUACAUUGUUUAAUUACCCGCAAAAGAUACCUAUUAUUAUUAAAAACUUUUCAUUAUUUAGGAAAUUUUUCCUUUCAAACCCAGAUAAGUCAAAAUUUUUCUGGUCUAUGGAAAUACAUACCUUAAUGAAACUUCAUAAUUUCAAAGAAGAAGAAUCGCAGGAAUGGUCGAACACUAUAAAGCAAUAUCUGCAAGAAUCUUUGGAACCUGUGUUAGAUAAAAUUGCGUUAGAUGCUGAAGAAUAUUUAAAACCAUACACACAGCUUUUACAAUGUUUGAGUCUCGUCACCUUGUAUGAGCCGUACUUGAAAUUACUACUAUCACUAAUUGAUAGUGCUAAGAUCAGAUUGAGAUCUGGGGCUAUAAAAUGUUUUUCGAACUUAAUAUCUAGGGAUAAGUAUAUGAUUGAAUUACCAAUGAUUCAAGAUACAAUCAACAAAAUGCUAAGGGACCCAUCAGCAUCCGUUAGGGGCAAUAUUUUGGAUAUUAUUGAAAAUAGUAUCAACAUCACUUCAUUCUAUCGUCAAAUUAACUGGCUUUACAACGAUGAUAGUGUGUCUGUUAGAAAACGUGUGCUUAAUUUGAACAAAAUAAUAUUUAAUGAGACCACUGAUCCUGCUAUCGCUUCCUUUGUUAUUUGCUAUAUUUUGCGAAAAACAGAAGACGAAGAAGAUAUAAUUGUGGAGCAAUGCAAAGAAUUUUUACUAAGGAAAAUUUUUUUAGAUAUCGAUGAUUUGAAUGACAACCACGUUCUUCAGGAGGAAAAAUGUAAAUAUAAUAUCAACAUUAUCUGUAAUAUUUUGACUAGCUCUGAAAAGUGUAAGGAAUUAUUUGAUUUUUUUUUACAUUUCUAUGUUUUGAACGCAGAAAGUCACAAACCAAAUGAAAAUAAAUGCAUUAAUGAAUCUAUUAAAAGGUUAACUGAGGUGAUAAUUUCUGAACUUAUUGAUAUUCAACAAGCAGAAUCGGAAGACCUUCAAAAAAAAUACAGCAUUAUGGAAGAUAAUCUACUUUUAUUACUUUCUAUGAUAUCAUCGUCUUCAGGUUCAUUUGUCACUAGGGAACAACUUUUUGCCUUGUAUCCGUUUCUAUCUACAACUGACAACAUUGAAAUUCGUUUAAACACUCUGAGAAUUUUUAACUCUGCUUUAAAAAAACUAUCUACAUUUAGACCCAAAUUUUUGUUUGAUCUAGAAACAUUUCUUUUAUCUAAUUUAACUAAGAUGACUUCUAAAGAGCUCGACGAGGCAAUUCCUUUGGCUUGGAGCGUUGCGACUCAAAAAAGAGAUUAUAUGAGAAUAACAAAGGCUUGCUCUUCAUGUUUGAAUCACUUUAGCGAAUACAUUAAACUUGGUGUCCUUCAUCCAGAAAAAAUCACAGUGGAUGGUAAAUUGCAAAGACUAUUAUAUAUGUCGACUGGAUUUGCUAGAUAUUGUGAUUUUAAAAAUACUGCUGAAAAUUUUCCAACUUUAAAAACUAGAGAAAGCAUUUAUGCGUACGUAACCAAGUGUUUGCUAGUUUUCACUGGUCCUCAAAUCUUAUCCACCAUUAAGAAGAUUGCUAUUAAAAACUUGGUGGGUUUGUGUUCCUCCCAUCCUAAGCUAUUUAAUUCAGACCCUGUUUUAAAAGUUUUUGAUGAAGUUUUCAAUUCUGAUGCAACUGAUGUUAAGAUCAUUGUAAUUGAGUGUCUUUAUACUUUUUUUACUGCUCAAGAGUGGAAGACCAUCCAAAAUGCUGGUGUUAAUGGGACGAAUUCGUCGAGCUUAGAACUUAAGGAGAAAGUUUUAUCUAAUAACAAACUUGAAACAUUUAACGAUGGCAUAUGCUCUGCAUUGGUAACUAGAUAUUUGGCUGCCAUUUUGAAAAUGUGUUUACUUAAAAAUUUUGACAUUUGCUACCCAGCAGUUAAGUUUUUAGAUAUGAUCGAUAAAUAUGAAUAUGUCAAUCCUUCAGCGUAUAUUUAUAUUUUAAUUUCAUUAUUGACGUGUCCCAGCAAAAAGAUUAAGAAAAUAGCAGAACACACAGUAAAGCGUUUGGUAGAGAAACACGAAUCUAUGGUAUACAGUGGUUUGAAUAAGGGAUUUACUACUGCAGUUGUCUAUAAUAAAGAAAAGCUUCCGGUUGUUGAAGAAUAUUUGUUUUUGGACUUACAAAACUUAUUGUGUAACAAUAAAAGAAACAUAAACAAAUUUUUAACAAUUGUGAAGAAAGUUUUUACAAAAACAUUUGCUUUAAAUAAAGAUAAAGAAAUAACAAAUUAUAAUGGGCUAUUAUUUUUAGCAAAGAAUAUUCUACACUUGAAAUUUCCUGACAUAUACACCGUUUAUGAGUUUACAAACAUCAUAGGUAAUAGUGCUUCAUCCUAUCACUGCAUCUUGCAUGAAAAUGAUAACAACGACUCCGAUAAGUCUUUUAAGUUGGUUAUGGCAGUUAAUAUUCUGGAAAACUUGAAUAGGGAGUUGUAUAGAAAGUUUUCCUUAGACAAAGAUUUCGUAGAGUUAGUUAGUGGGGAUAAUAAAUCCACUUUAAAAGAAGUAUCAAUAACUAACCAUGAAAAAGAUGCAGGGUUAAACUUUGCGGAAAUAUGCUAUAAUUUAGACCCAGAAAAGGAUAGGGAUAGAAUUGCUCAAAUGUAUUUUUCUAAUGGAUCAUUUAUAGACCGAGAUUAG
Messenger RNA from Saccharomycodes ludwigii, 4503 nucleotides. RefSeq names its product cohesin-loading factor complex subunit SCC2 (gene SCC2). The transcript has a single exon. Bases 1 to 4503 code for a protein of 1500 amino acids. The record is from RefSeq and is a predicted model, not a curated record. Gene Ontology annotation, cellular component: Scc2-Scc4 cohesin loading complex. Gene Ontology annotation, biological process: establishment of protein localization to chromatin; regulation of gene expression; replication-born double-strand break repair via sister chromatid exchange. Gene Ontology annotation, molecular function: chromatin binding. NCBI's taxonomy places the organism in Eukaryota, Fungi, Ascomycota, Saccharomycetes, Saccharomycodales, Saccharomycodaceae.